CUUAUUUAUCCCUUUCUUCUGUUACUAUCCCCUGAUUUGUCCCCUUAUAACUGUCAGAUUCUUAAUUAUUAUUAUCAUUAUUUUUGCAUAAAGGAUAAAGAAAAAGAAAAACAAAAUUAAGAUAGUACUCAUUGAAAAAUAAUCAGUUACCAUAUUAUUCCCCCCUUCCAAAAAAAAAUGCAACAGAUGAAUGAAGAAUUACUUUCAAAUCCCGCUGGACAAGAACUUCGUUCUACUGACAGACCAAUGUAUGGUAUGGCCAGUGUUAAUGUUAAUGGUACAAUAUAUAUGUAUGGAGGAUUUUAUGGUGUUUCACCUUGGAAUAUGGAAGCUCUUUGGACAUUACCUUCCACCAUUGAACCAAAACAAUUAACACAAAUCAAAACUGAUCCGAGUGCAUCACCUGUUCUGAUAUAUAGUCAACUUAUUCACCCACCUGGGAGUUCCUUUUUAUAUACUUUUGGUGGUCAUCAUCCUGCCACCAGUAACAAUGGCAUUGGUGAUGUUGGGAAUAAAACAAGUAUUUUAACCACAGGAAAUAGGAACUCUGUGGUUUUACCUAGUGUGGCGAUUCCUGCAACACCGGCGGAUAAUCAAAAAAAUACCACUGUCCCCGCAUCAUGCACUAUGGAAACAUUAAGAUACUAUCGAUACGAUAUAAAUCUAAAUGUAUGGUCUCCUUUGAAGGUAGACAAUAACACCAACAGCAAUAACACUAACAACAGUAAUAAAGAAGUAGAAAAGGAACUUCUAACUAUGCCAUUGGUCCCUUUGGAACGAUAUUGGCAUACAGUUACAUUAGGGCUUACACACAUAUCAUCGUCAUCAUCAUCAUCAGAACCAACUGCUUAUCUCUUUGGAGGAAUGAAUACCACAGGUCCUGUCAAUGAUUUUUGGCAAUAUGAUUUUAACUCUAAUCAUUGGACCCCUUUAUCAUUACCUUCAUCUUCAUGGCAAGCUAGAUGUGGCCAUACAGCAAAUAUGUUAAGUGAUGGCAAGUUGGUGAUCCUUGGAGGAUAUCCAUGCAUUGGAAACUAUACAACUAAUCCGGUUCUACCUAAAACAUUGAUUUCAUUGGAUCAUGCUGUCAUUUAUGAUACAAAUGCCCAGGUUUGGUACAAUCAAACUAUCGGCGGACCCAUCAUUCCCGAAGCAAGAACCUAUCACAGUUCAGUAACAACAAAAGAUGAUCAAAUCAUGAUAUGUGGUGGGCAGGAUGGUGCGGCUCAACCAUUUCAAACUUAUAUUUCUGCUGGAGGUGACCCUUCAGCUAUGACCGCGGUUCUUGAUACGCAUGUAUGGGAAUGGUUAAUUCCAACUCCUUCACCUUAUCAGCCUUUUCCUCGUUCUUUCGCAUCUGCCGUUUUGGUGAAUGAUACUAAAGUUGUGAUCGGUUUUGGUAUCAAUUAUCAUACUAUUUAUGACGGAAUGUACAUCUUUGAUGUAGUACGAGGAUCUUGGUUACCUUCUAGUCAACCUGUUCAUAAACCUAUAGGGAGUAAUAUUGCUCUUAUUGCAGGUUUAGCAGUGAUGGCAUCCUUUGUUGGUGCUAUCUUCUUAGUCGGUAUGAGUCUGGUAGUAAAAAAAUUGAAAAGUCGAAUAUGCGAUUUCUCAAGAAAAGUGAAAAACGAUAUAUGGAAUCCAAGGGCAGGAGAACCACUAUGGGCAGAGAUGAGUCGGUUGCUAUUUCGUAUCAUGUUUCUAGCUGUAUUCUCCACAGUGGUUGUCGUUUUGAUUCUACAAGUACGAAAUAGUCCUAUUAUUGAUCAAAAGUACUACGUUCAUAAUGAGGAAUAUACAGUCGAUGUACCAGAUAUAAGAUUCUGUUUUGAUGGAUGGACAAAUGAUAAUAGUGUUGUAUGGCCAUAUAUUCAAUGUGCUACUGAUUUUGGAGAUUCCUGUUCCCAAUACCUGAUGGAUAUCUCAAAAAAUGUAGAGACAGGAUUAAAUUAUUAUGGCACGACCUUACGAUGUUAUUUAUUUCGUGCACCUGUUUCUUUCCGCCUGGGACGCACAAAUGAUCGAAUCAUCAGCAAUGGUUCCUAUCUCAAAUUUUAUUAUUAUGGUGAUCGUCUUUCAUCGAAUGAAUCUCAUCUUCAUCUUGUGUUCUACAAUAAAUAUCAUAAUCCCAAUCUACCGGUGUAUCACAUUGAAGACCCUUAUAAUCUUCCAUUCUCUUGGUAUAGCGACAGUGAAGAUGCACAAUUUCAAUCGGCAGAAGAAGAAAAUUUACGUACCGAGAAUGCCUUUGAUCUGAACCCAAAUGUAGGUAGUACUAGUAGCUUUGCUACGAUUGAACGAGAAGAGAUUCAAUCUACCAAUUUCUGGAACUAUGUAGGCAUUGCCUCUGUUCACAAGCGUGCCUAUGAAAUUGAAAGUAAGGCAGUAUCUGAAACAGUAACGACUGUUUAUGCAACGGAACCUCAGCCGUUAGGAUCACUUCAUGUAUUUCCUGCAAGCUAUGAAGUAACUGUGUUACGUGAACAGCGAGCAUUUACUUUGGUCAACGCUAUGGGUAUCAUUGGUGGUAUAUUCGGUCUUAUUGUCGGUCUACAAGCUUGCCUUUUUGGGUAUCGUCCGCGCAGUCCAAUGGGAUUAAUUCAUCGUAUGGGAAUGGGACAAAUGCGAUGGUCCAUUUCUCAAGGUUUAUUGGCUACCCGAUUUGAUUCAUUACAAACUCCUGUGCCGAUUGUCAAUCCUGUUCAUCGAAGAUUCUCUCAUCUCGAUAUCAAACGAUUCCCUCAUCAUCAUCAUCAUUCAAACAUGGAUUCAUUUUCUGAAAAUGAAUACUAUCAUUCUCCACCUCUACCUUUUCCACAAGAACAUCAUCAUUAUCAUCACCAUCAUCAUUCUCAUGAUAAUAAUACUAAUCAUCUUCAUAGUAAUAACGAUAAUAAUAAUGAUUUGAGUGGUAUGAUGGAAAAAGAAAUGACUUAUGUUAGGACUAUGGUUGCUGAACAGGAUGAAACUCGACUAGCACGUAUGGAAGAACGAUUGCAAUUGAUGGAACUUUUAUUCAAGUCAUAUUAUAUUAAUGAUGAGGUAUUUCAAUCUUUGGAUAAAGCCAUCAAAAAGGAAGAAAUAAAAAAACAAUUGGCAUCGAUGGCUGCGUAUAGUAAUCCCAAUGCGAAAACAAAGACAACAACAGGGGCAUCAUCAGUCAACACAACUAAUACUACGUCCUCUAUUGAUUCAAAACACAUAAUGGGUAACAACUAUAGAUCAAGAAAAAGAUGGUUCUCUGCUUUUCGAAAUAGAGAAGACAAAUUUUGGAGUCAUGAUACUUCAACAGUUUCAUUAGAAUCUCAACCUCUACCUUCUUUAGCCAAUCCUACUCGUGAUUUUGUACCUACCACUACUCCAUCUCCAUCUACCAUUUAACGCAAUCAU
Messenger RNA from Halteromyces radiatus, 3390 nucleotides. RefSeq lists its product as uncharacterized. The transcript has 6 exons. Bases 178 to 3381 code for a protein of 1067 amino acids. Lineage: Eukaryota; Fungi; Mucoromycota; Mucoromycetes; Mucorales; Cunninghamellaceae. Gene Ontology annotation, molecular function: protein binding. The record is from RefSeq and is a predicted model, not a curated record.